UCACCAACUCUUCUCCCUUCUCGACGGAGCCUCCGACGUUCCUCUCUUAUAUUCACACACUCACUCCCACACAAUUCCUCCAUUGAUCCGAGUGAAAAUGCAGAGCACGGCCAUCACAUUCGCGCCUUCUCUUUCUCUCUCCUCCCGUCCCCGCAGCCUCCCCGCUCGCGGCCUCAACUCCAUCGCCGCCCUCCCCCAUGGAAACUUCCAUUUCCCCGGUGCCUUUUCUGCAUCGGCCCGAAAAUUGAGCCCGAUUAGCUGCUCGCUGAAGCAGAAUGGGUGGGUGGCCGGCCCGAAUCCGGGACCCCCCGAGCCCGAAUCUGAUGGGCUUGUGUCUCGCGCCACGGCGGAGAGCGCUGGGCCGGCGGAGAUCCCGAAGCCGAAGAGCUCCGCCAUGGAUACGGUGGUGCUCGGAUCUCUGUUCGGGCUAUGGUACCUGUUUAACAUCUACUUCAAUAUCUAUAACAAGCAGGUUCUCAAAGCUUUUCACUACCCAAUGACGGUAACCCUUGUGCAAUUUGCUGUCGGAACUGUGCUUGUUGUUACAAUGUGGACUUUGAAUCUGUACAAACGGCCUAAAAUCAGUGGAUCCCAGCUUGCUGGAAUUCUUCCAUUGGCCAUGGUUCAUACGCUAGGCAAUCUCUUCACCAAUAUGAGUCUUGGAAAAGUUGCUGUUUCAUUCACUCAUACAAUCAAAGCUAUGGAGCCUUUCUUCUCUGUGGUCCUCUCUGCCAUGUUCUUGGGAGAGUUCCCAACACUAUGGGUAGUUUCAUCCCUUAUGCCAAUUGUUGGUGGAGUAGCUUUGGCAUCGAUGACUGAGGCCUCUUUCAAUUGGGCUGGAUUUUGGAGUGCCAUGGCCUCAAAUUUGACAAAUCAAUCGCGCAACGUCCUUAGCAAAAAGUUUAUGGUAAAGAAAGAGGAUUCCUUGGACAAUAUCACUCUGUUCUCAAUCAUUACCAUUAUGUCCUUCUUCUUGAUGGCACCUAUCGCCUUUUUCAUGGAAGGCUUCAAGCUUACACCUGCAUACCUUCAGGCUACUGGGGUGAAUGUCAAUCAGCUCUACACUAGAUCUCUCAUUGCAGCUCUCUGCUUCCAUGCAUAUCAACAGGUCUCGUACAUGAUAUUGCAGCGUGUAUCUCCUGUCACCCAUUCCGUAGGAAACUGUGUUAAGCGAGUGGUGGUGAUUGUAACUUCGGUUCUCUUCUUCCGCACACCCGUCUCACCUAUCAACUCCCUAGGUACUGGAGUAGCCCUUGCUGGAGUGUUCUUAUAUUCGAGGGUGAAGCGCAUCAAGCCAAAGCCCAAGACGGCUUAAGGUGUUGGUGUUAGGAUCAAAUUUUUGUUGGUAGACUAGAAAAUCAACCAUUGUUGUACGUUUGCUUGCUUGUCAUGAGGAGUUGUUUGACGGUUUUUGCUACUCUGUUUUCUGUCUUUCCCUACUAAUAUCGGAAAAUUCUUUCAUGAAUAUCUUGACUACUAGAAAUGUAAUGAUUUGGUUUUGCUCUUU
Salvia hispanica is the source of this 1507-nucleotide messenger RNA. Its product is annotated as triose phosphate/phosphate translocator, non-green plastid, chloroplastic-like. Gene Ontology annotation, cellular component: membrane. Gene Ontology annotation, molecular function: transmembrane transporter activity. NCBI's taxonomy places the organism in Eukaryota, Viridiplantae, Streptophyta, Magnoliopsida, Lamiales, Lamiaceae. The record is from RefSeq and is a predicted model, not a curated record. Gene Ontology annotation, biological process: transmembrane transport.